This is a messenger RNA of Solanum dulcamara, 791 nucleotides long. RefSeq lists its product as uncharacterized. The record is from RefSeq and is a predicted model, not a curated record. The coding region runs from base 119 to 544 and encodes 141 amino acids. NCBI's taxonomy places the organism in Eukaryota, Viridiplantae, Streptophyta, Magnoliopsida, Solanales, Solanaceae. The transcript has a single exon.
UUUUUCUUGCAUUAGUUCUCAACUCAUCGACGUGACCAAAACAAAACAAAAAAGGUACAAAUUCAUAUAUACAAAAAUUAAAGUUUCAAAAUUCUCUCUUCUUGAUCAUCAUCAUCAAAUGGCGUUUUCAGAGCCAAUAGUUAUAUGCAAGAAACAUCCACAACACAAACAACAACCAGGAGUAUGUUCAUGUUGCCUAAGGGAAAAGCUCUCAAAGAUUAAUGGUACAACUACAAUUGCUACAAUUUCAUCUAUUCCUUCUUCUAUAUCCUCCUCUGCAUCCUCGUCCAAUUGCGCCUCACCACAUGGUGCAAUUGGACAUCGUCGGAUCACGUCCGACGUUGCUGGCGGCCACUAUUCAUUCGUUACGCUAGCAGCCGCCGGAGCUGGAGGAGGGGGAGGAGGAUUGAAGAAGAGUAGGUCAAUAGCUUUUGUUGCAAGAGGGGGUAGAGUUGGAAUUAAUGGAAAGACGAAGAAAGAAGGGUUUUGGUCAAAGCUGAUCCGGUCAACGGGGAAACGGACCAAUAGGGUUGUUGUUCAUUGAUGAGAUGGAUUUUAAUAAUUUUAUUAGGUGGCGAUUCAAGAAAUUAAAAUUGUUAGGCAAAUGAGUUAGGUGAAUAUUACUUUGUAAUUUAGGGUUGGUAUUAUUUGCACGUGUAAUAGUACAAAAGAGAAAAAGAAGAAUCAUUUGAUUUGAUGUUUUUUGAAUGCCAUAUCUAUAUUUCAUUUGUGAAUAUAAAAUUAAUUUUUAUAGAGAAAAUGUGCAUGUUGCUAGAGGAAAGUUCACUCUA